AUGGGCUUGAGAAGCGCUGUGCGGUGCUUUCAGUGCACUGCAGCUGCCUGGGGUCAAGGUCCCCGGGCCUGGGGGCAGCAGCACCCCUUCAAUUCGCAGCAGCAUGCGGCGCAAAAGUACUUGGACCUGUUGUUAGCGCGGCUGUGUCCCAAAACCCUCAGCAGCGCAGGCGUCGGCGGCGCACCGCUCGCCGCCGCCGCCGGCAUGGGCAGGGCCGCCUUCGCCACAUUCACGCCGUCGCGCCUUUACCCGAAGGCCUUCAAAUACACCACCGAGGACGCCGCGUUUUGGGGCAUCAUCGGCGCAAACGUGCUCGCCGCGCUGGCGUGCAAGGCGGAGGCGCCUUGGGCUCGUGAGUUUGUAAUGCGGCACAUGCGCACGUCGGUCGAAGCGCUGGUGGACGGGCGGUAUCACACACUGGUCACGUGUGUGGUGUCACACUACAGCCUAAUUCACAUGGCCAUCAACCUGGCGAUGCUGGCGGUGUUCCGCAGAACGCAGCCGCUCGCCGCGGGCAAGCUGCUCGAGCUCUACGCGCUCGGCGGCGUCGCCGGCGCCGCCGGCCAUGCCGCGUACUGCUGGUGGGACGCCGGCGGCCUGCGCUUCGGCACACAGUAUGCGCUCAACACGCCCUCUUUCUUUGGGUGCUCGGGCGGCGUGGCGGCGGUGACGGCCUACAAGGCCGUGCUGGAGCCGGCGGCGCUGCGGAUGGUGGGGGGCAUCAUACCGCUGCCAAUCCUGUUUGCACUGCCGCUGUACUGCGCAAUGGAGGUCAAGGAGGCGGAGUACUGCGAUGGGUACCCCGCAAAGCUGAGCGGCGCGGCGGUGGGUGCGGCCAUGGCGAUCCUGACACUCUUGACCCGCGGGCGUGCGAGGCCGGCGGGGCCUGGGUAG
This is a messenger RNA of Monoraphidium neglectum, 894 nucleotides long. RefSeq lists its product as hypothetical. The record is from RefSeq and is a predicted model, not a curated record. Gene Ontology annotation, cellular component: membrane. Gene Ontology annotation, molecular function: serine-type endopeptidase activity. The transcript has 3 exons. The coding region runs from base 1 to 894 and encodes 297 amino acids. NCBI's taxonomy places the organism in Eukaryota, Viridiplantae, Chlorophyta, Chlorophyceae, Sphaeropleales, Selenastraceae.